AUGGAUAUCCAAGGCUUUCUGACCCCCGCGCAGCUCGAGCAGUUCCAGCAAGAUGGCUAUCUGGUCAUCCCCGACUUUUUCACCCUCGACGAAGCCAAGGCUCUGCGCGAGCGGGCCCUCCAGCUGCUGCAGGACAUGGAUCUGGCUAGCCAUCCAAAGACUAGAUUCUCGACAGGCAUGAAUGGAUCCGAGCAUGUCGGCGACGACUACUUUCUGACCUCGGGCGACAAGGUUCGCUUCUUCUUUGAGGAAGGCGCCUUUGACUCGGACGGCAACUUGGCGGUCGACAAGACCAAAUCGAUCAACAAGAUCGGUCAUGGACUGCAUGAGCUGGACCCGCUCUUCCGAGCCUUUACAGUCAAGCCCGAGCUCAAAGGCAUCGCCAAGUCGUGCGGAUACACCGACCCGCGCGUGCUGCAGAGCAUGGUGAUCUGCAAGGUGAGAAGCGAAGACAGCGUCGUGGGGGUUCCUCCGCACCAAGACUCGACGUUUUUGUACACCGAGCCUCCGUCGGCCAUGGGGUGCUGGUUUGCGCUGGAAGACUGCACGCCUGAGAAUGGAUGCAUGUGGUUCGCCCCUGGCAGCCACAAGAAGUGCGGCAUCACCCAGCGGUUUGUGCGAAACCCAAACGGAUCCGGAACCACCUUCAUCCCGAACCCAGGCCACACCACUGCAAUCCCAGGGCAUGGCCUCUCAUGCAAACGGAGCCUGGUGCUCAUUCAUGGACAGGUCCAGCUCAAAUCGGGCCAUAACACUUCCGACAAGAGCCGAUUCAUCUACACCUUCCACAUGAUUGAGGGGACUCGUCUGUAUGACGAACGGAACUGGCUCCAGCCCGGCCCCGCUGGAUUUACCCGGCUCUAUACCGCCUGA
This is a messenger RNA of Polychytrium aggregatum, 873 nucleotides long. RefSeq lists its product as uncharacterized. The transcript is spliced from 9 exons. Lineage: Eukaryota; Fungi; Chytridiomycota; Chytridiomycetes; Polychytriales. Bases 1 to 873 code for a protein of 290 amino acids. The record is from RefSeq and is a predicted model, not a curated record.